AACUCCCAGAAAGCUUUGCGAGCACUUCACUACUCAUGGCAUCAAGCUUUGUGGGACCAGCUUGAGCGACUUUAGUGGCGACACCGUGAAGUAGCUACUGUUGUAUAAUUGAGGGGAGAUCCCUACUCAGACAGCCGUUAAUUUGUUUGUUUUCUAGUUUGCUUUGACCACUAAAAUUUACUUCGAGCAAUUCUGUCUUACGGUAAAUUAGGAUCUUACUCAACAGGGAGUAACUACUGUAGCAAGCUAGCUUUGGGUUUGUGGGUUGGUUGGUUGUCAGCGAGAGGUUUACGCGUUGGUUUGUUCGAUCACAGUGGAAGAGAACCGAACGCGAACGUAAUAACAGACGACAUUUUUGUAGAUGUGAGGAAACGUGUGAACAAUCAAAAGGUUUCUCAGGUGUUGGUUGUGGUGGAAUUAGAUAACUACCGUUCUCUAAAAAGGUCUAGAUAGGUUUUUGUUUAUACAGAUCGUCGCGGACUAUGGCUCAUGGACAUCAUGUAGCCAGUUCCCAAAAAGCACUCAUGUUAGAGAUGAAAAGUCUUCAAGAUGAGCCAGUUGAAGGGUUCAGGAUAACUUUAGUGGACGAGUCGGACUUGUACAACUGGGAAGUUGCAAUAUUUGGACCCCCAAAUACUCACUACGAGGGAGGUUAUUUUAAGGCUCAGAUCAAGUUCCCCAUCGACUAUCCCUACUCUCCUCCGGCCUUCCGCUUCCUCACCAAGAUGUGGCACCCCAACAUCUACGAGAACGGGGACGUGUGUAUCUCCAUCCUGCACCCCCCAGUGGACGACCCCCAGAGCGGAGAGCUGCCCUCUGAGAGAUGGAACCCUACACAGAAUGUCAGGACGAUCCUUCUGAGUGUCAUCUCUCUGCUCAACGAGCCUAACACAUCCUCCCCGGCCAAUGUGGACGCCUCUGUCAUGUACCGCAAGUGGAGGGACAGCAAGGGCAAGGACAGAGAGUUCACAGAGAUUAUCAGGAAACAGGUCCACGCCACCAAAGCGGAUGCUGAGCGGGACGGUGUGAAGGUACCAACCACCCUGGCAGAGUACUGCGUCCGGACCCGUGCCCCACCCCCAGACGAGGGCUCCAACCUCUUCUACGAUGAUUACUAUGACGAUGAGGACUUGGAGGACGAAGACGAGGAAGAUGGCGAGGACUGCUGCUACGACGAAGAUGACUCGGGAACCGAGGAUUCCUGACGACCCGCCUCCCCAUCCCUUCCUCACCCCCCUGUCACCACACCCCCCUUAAACUGAACUCGUACUCCACCCUUCGUGUAUACACCCUUACAGAUCCCCCCCCACAGCAGUGCAGCCACACCUGCACGUUAAACUCAGAUGCGUUUAAAAGCUACGGAGUUAGUUUGUCCAUUUGUUUCUGGUGUUUUUAUUUUUCUGUUGGUCAGUGGAGUGUUGGAGAGAUGUUAGACCUACAUAUUAUUCACAUGGUUUGCUCUUCAUGGCGAAGCCACUCAAUUCUCAAUUACCACUUGCUUUUGAAAGUUUUGAGUAAGGCCUCUGUCUCCCGUAGAGUGUCUGUACCCAGACAGAGGCAGGCAGGCCUGAGCUAGUGAUGGUCAUCUUAGCUGUGUGACCUCUCACCUGGUUGACAGCCAUGUGAAGCCAGCCUCCCUGGCACACGAGGCUAGCUGAGGCUAGGGGACCCUGACAUUUCACCUGUCUGCCUCAGGUCAACUUAGCUCAAAAGCCAAGUCUUACUGAAUGAAUUGAUGGCCUGUAAUGAUGAGAUGGGUGUAUUGCAGAUGGUUGCUGUUAUAAUACUGAUGUACUCUUUCGGAGACCUUUGCACCCAUUCAUACACAUUUGUGUGGCAGUGGCAGUGGUCUGAGCUCGGCGUCUUUACUCAUGGCCUGAACAACCGAGUUAAACACACAGCUCCUAACGCUUAUCACCACCACAUGCUUUUUCACAAGUCCAACACCACUUGCUUUCAUCUCAUGUAAUUCCUCACCAGCCACCUCAACUGCUCAUUUAAAGAUGGGAGUGAGGGAUAGUGUCUCAAUGUGUGUCUAUAUGGGUGUUUUGGUGGUGGUUCAUUAUUGUAUUCAAAUGUAGUGCUGGAAUGCUUUGCAGAGAGAAGUGAGUGAGACACCUCCCUCUGGCAAGUCUGUGCAACAGUGUCGGCCUCGCACAGCAGCCAUCUUGAAUUAGCUGAUUUGUUUAGAUUACAUCCUCAGUCAGUCACUUCCCCAAACAUUUCACAUGACUAGAAGUGCUCGUAAAACGAGUAGUUCCAUCACACAGGAUUUUACACACGGACUAAAUUCAAACUAUCGAACAGUAUUCACACCACCCCACAUUUCUGUUUCAGUAGUGUGUAAAUGUUCAUUCAUUGUUACAACAUGACUAUUUGAUGCUAAGUUUUAGAGAUGAAAAGUGCAUUUCCCAGCUGAUGCUAGGGAUGUGGAUAGGGAGGUCAGUAGUAUAUUUUAGGGACAGGUCAAACAGCCAACCCACUAGCAUGUUGGGUGGUAUCAAGCUCGGCAUAGUGCGGUUGGGAAACACUGUGAUGAUUGAGAAUGGGCCGAGGGCUCCCCUUUUGGUUCUUUUGAUGUAGUCUUUUACUUCAGACUUAAGGUGUUAGCAACUAUAUUUUUUCCCCUUACAUGUACCAAGUGCAAUGAUUCUCAUCCUUUUUGUUUUAAACACCAUGUCAUGGGGGUUAUUCAUUGGACUUAUCAGUACAUUUACCACCUGUUUGUUUUAAACACCAUGUCAUGGGGGUUAUUCAUUGGACUUAUCAGUACAUUUACCACCCGUUUGUUUUAAACACCAUGUCAUGGGGGUUAUUCAUUGGACUUAUCAGUACAUUUACCACCCGUUUGUUUUAAACACCAUGUCAUGGGGGUUAUUCAUUGGACUUAGCAGUACAUUUACCACCCGUUUGUUUUCGAUACAGAAACAGUCAGGUAUUCUAUGUUUUCCAAUAGAGAAAAACAGGUGAUUACUGAACACUCAUACUUUUUAUGUUGUGUUAACAUCUUGAGUAUGAAGCAUGUACACAUCAAUCCAAUCAUCAUGAAUUCAUAGAACUGUUUUACAUUCACCAUAUACAGAUGUUAAGUUAUAUAACUAACCCCCAUUUUGUUUUACUGUAAUGUUUGGGGCAAUUGGAAUUUUGUGAAGCUGCCGAUUUUAUCAUGUAAUUUCCCUCCCAAUGUGCUACCUUCCCAUCUAUAGACAUUUUUUGGUGGCAGCAUCAGCAAGGGACCCCCGGCUGUUACCAACAUUCCUCAGGAAAACAAAACCACCAACUUUUUCAGAGUGAAUCUGACCACAUUGUGUGUGUGUGGACAACUGUUCUCCUCAACGCUGGUCCCCCAAACCUAUCACCUCUGCUUCAAAGACUGUUUAUAAUAUUUACCUUGAUAUUAAUAUGCACAUGUGGAGAUUUCAACGAUAAUUCGAUGUAUUUUUGUUCUUGUUUGUAUUUUCUUUUCUAAUGUUUUGUACAUCUAUUUAAAACCUAAAUAAAUAUCUUUAUUAGAGUGUUGAGAUGUUUCUUAGACCAGGAGUGAAUGAUUGUAUUCUAACAGAUGAGAACUUAAUUAUCCAUCCUUUUUAUGGUAUAUUAAUAUAUUUUGAUUGACUAACAAUUUUAAUAAGAUUCUGAACUGUCUAUUAUUUAUUCAUCCCUAUUUUCUCUUAGACACUGUGGGAAUUUAUGACUCAGGGAUAACUCUUGAGGUAAGACUGUUAUUCCUCUACUCACUCUUAUCCUGAGUGUUGAAUGUAGAGAAUGAAGCCACUGGCUCAGUUAUGGACCCCUUGUGAUGUCAGAGGUCAGGUGACCCCAGAGUGGAUGAGGAAAGUUGAGAUCUGUACCAUGCAGUCACCUUUAGAGUUGGGGAUGUGGCAACUGUUAAUAAAUCAUUAAGAACA
Messenger RNA from Oncorhynchus kisutch (coho salmon), 3908 nucleotides. RefSeq names its product ubiquitin-conjugating enzyme E2 R2-like. The transcript is spliced from 5 exons. Bases 483 to 1205 code for a protein of 240 amino acids. The record is from RefSeq and is a predicted model, not a curated record. NCBI's taxonomy places the organism in Eukaryota, Metazoa, Chordata, Actinopteri, Salmoniformes, Salmonidae.